This is a messenger RNA of Dentiscutata erythropus, 544 nucleotides long. NCBI's taxonomy places the organism in Eukaryota, Fungi, Glomeromycota, Glomeromycetes, Diversisporales, Gigasporaceae. The record is from the annotation of a GenBank genome assembly.
AUGAUUCAGCUUCUUCCUAAUGAGUUGCAUAUUCAAAUAUUAACCUAUGUUAUUACCGAAGCAAACUUUGAGAAAUUUUGCACUCUGAGAACUGUUUGCAAAAAGUGGAAUGCAUUCAUUCCAUUGGUAAUGCAUCAAGUUGUUGUUUCUAAGUUAAAAUCUGGCUUAAAUUUUGAGUUAACAGACUGCUCAUAUGAAACAGUGAUAUCUGAAAAUUUAUUACCAACAUAUUGCGAUUCUACUAAGACUUUUACGUUUAUAUUCGAUCAAACUGAAGACAUCAAUAUAUUCGAUAUAUUAUGUUUUAAUAAAGAAAAACCUGAUGAAUAUGCUAUUAAACUUAUAGCAUUGGAAGUUAAAGUUGAUGAAGAAAGUAAUAGCACUCGUUAUCUAAGACUAUAUAGUUUUACCAUUGAAGCUUGGAAGCUCUAUUAUAUUUUAGAUUGUCUUGAUAUUGAAAGCACACCUAUUGAUUUGAGAAAUGGAUUUCAAUACUCCGAAGAUGACGACUUCACGGCUUGUUUUGGCAGUCCUCCAGAUAUUG